GGGGGGGGGCGAGAGACUCAGAUAGUGAGUCCGACCUGGACGUGAUGGAGGUUCGUGGGCCAGGGCAAGCGACACCGUUCGUGCGCGAGGAGGCGCCGACGGCACCCGGCAACGGGAUCCCGGGGGACGGAGGCAGCGUUCCCCCGUCACCCCCUUCGGGAAGGGGCGACUUCGUCGGAGGCAGUGACAUCCCCACCGACAGCAGCAGCAGCAGUGGCCCGAGCAGCAGAAGUAGUGACGCCGGCGGUGCCGGCGGCCCGGGCGGGGAAGCGCCCAGCGACCCAGGUGGGGACGGCGGUAGCGGUGGUGAUCCCGGCGACUCCGAGAACCUCGAGGAGUUGAAGUAUGAUCCAGCCGACGACCGCUACCCCGGCGGGCUAGAAGGGAAGAAACUCCUCUGGGGCGCCUCGAACGCUGGCCCGCUGCGCCAUGGGCUUGAGAGUGGCCGCACGCGGAAGCAGACCCGGGAGAUGCAAGGUGCCGGGGAGAUGCCGGGGCCAGGAGAAACACCCGAACCGGAAGAGGCACUGCUGGCGACCAUCCUGGAAACUGGCGGGACGGGGAUUGUUGAGGACUACAUCUGCAACUCGCUUGUGAAGGAGCAGUGGCAGGAGGAGCAGACACGCGGUAUGGAGGAGAUGUACAGGCGCGAGAUGCAGGAGGUGUUGGGCCCGGAACAGCAGGCGUUCAGGGCCGAGGUCGACGCCAGCGAGUCUUCGCAACCUCUCCCAGACCCACAGCUAAGUAUGACCUCGCCAAUUGGGCAGAAGCCGAGUGAUGUGGAAGCAGUACCGAUGACGUACAAGAAUGUGAUGUGGUCCAAGUACAAGGAGGAGCAGACACGCGGUAUGGAGGAGAUGUACAGGCGCGAGAUGCAGGAGGUGUUGGGCCCGGAACAGCAGGCGUUCAGGGCCGAGGUCGACGCCAGCGAGUCUUCGCAACCUCUCCCAGACCCACAGCUAAGUAUGACCUCGCCAAUUGGGCAGAAGCCGAGUGAUGUGGAAGCAGUACCGAUGACGUACAAGAAUGUGAUGUGGUCCAAGUACAAGGUUUUCUGGCAGGCGGCCAUGAAGAAAGAGAUAGAUGACCACGACAAGACUGGAACCUUUACCAAGGUCAAGGAGCUGCCCGAGAGGCGGAAGGCCAUAGGUUCAAAGUGGGUGUUCUCUUGGAAGACGAAUGAGAAGGGCCUGAUAGUCGACUUCAAGGCCCGUGUGGUUGCGCGGGGUCUCUCUCAAAUCCCCGGCAUCGACUUCUACCACUCAUCCUCAGCGUGCCCGUCUGCAGCGUCUAUCAAGACGGUGAUUGCCGUAGCCACUGAAAAGGGCAAGAAAGUCGCUCACUGGGAUGUGAAGCAAGCGGCCGACCCGUGUGUCUUCCGGAAGGUGGUGGAUGGAGAGGUCGAAGGUCUCGUCGUGAUCCACGUUGAUGACAUCUUAGUGGCGGCAGACGAGGGAGAGAGAGAGGAGUUGUUCGCUUCCCUCAACAAGAAGUUUCCGGUGAAAGAUCUGGGGGAGUGUAUCUGGUACGACGGGUGUGCUAUUGCCAUGGAUGUAGAAAUGACAUCACCAAGCUGUCCCAGAUAGCAUACAUUGAGAGUAUGCUAAAGCGGUUUGAUGUGACCACGACCGCUUUCACCCCUGCUGCCACCGAUGCCGGCCUGGGGCCGAAGAGAGAUGACGAGCCCGCGGUGGAUAAGCCUGUGAGGGAGGCGAUCGGAUGCCUGAUGAGGACGAAGCUGACGAGGCCAGACAUCGCCCUGCCUCUGAACAAGCUCCAGAAGAUCGCCCACUCACCCACCGGGAGGAUAUAGAACGCGCUUGUGCGGGUCAUGUCCUACCUGAACUUCACGAAGGACUUCGGCAUCACCUACGUACGGGGGUUCAGGACUAGACCUAUGCGUGUUUGUCGACGCCAGCUACGCUGACAAUGAAGUAGACAGGCGUUCUACGACCGGGCUAGCUGUGACCGUAGGUGGUACCGUAGAGUUUUCAUCCACCAAAACACAGCCAGUGACGGCUCAGUCGACCUCGGAAGCAGAGUAUAUUGCAGCCGGGGAGGGCGUGAAGGAGGCGUUGCUUGUGCGUGGCGUUCUGUCGUUCAUAGCGCCCGAGACGAGUGGGGCGAAGAUCAAGGUCCGUGAGGACAACCAGGGGGCUCUCGCCUUCAUCGAGAACCCGUUCAGCUCAGCGAGGAGCAAGCAAUCGACGUGCGGUUCCAUUUCAUUCGC
Molecule: messenger RNA, 2230 nt
Organism: Ectocarpus sp. CCAP 1310/34
Lineage: Eukaryota; Phaeophyceae; Ectocarpales; Ectocarpaceae
Source: the annotation of a GenBank genome assembly